This is a messenger RNA of Phycodurus eques (leafy seadragon), 2956 nucleotides long. RefSeq names its product G protein-coupled receptor 137 (gene gpr137). Gene Ontology annotation, cellular component: lysosomal membrane. Lineage: Eukaryota; Metazoa; Chordata; Actinopteri; Syngnathiformes; Syngnathidae. Gene Ontology annotation, biological process: positive regulation of TORC1 signaling. Bases 680 to 1843 code for a protein of 387 amino acids. The transcript has 9 exons. The record is from RefSeq and is a predicted model, not a curated record.
ACCAUGACGCAGUCGCUUGCGAGCUUGAACGCUUCACAGUCAGCAAUGCGAAGCUCGCAAAUGCUUCUACCAACAUCAACCGGUGGUUUCGGAGCACCCUGAUGCCUCCUCGCCUCGCCCCUCCCCCCGGUUAGCGACGCUACCGUUGGCGUGAGCGAGGAACUACGUGGCUCGCUGUCAAGUUUGGUUCUCUCGGCGGCGCAGGAGGGAAAAGGAAGGAAGCGGAAAAGUUGAGUUACUCACAGUGGACGUGGGCCUCUCCGGCAGGCGGGGGGACUUCCUCUUCACUGUCGCUGUCAUUUCUGCUGCCUCACUCUCCUCCUGCUCCUCCUCGUCGUCGUCGUCUCCAUCAUUGCGGUGCAUUGAUUUUCUGGGCCGCAAAACCAUCGGCAUUGUUGAACCCUUGACCUUGAAGAUGAAAGCGUGAAUGCAAACUAAGGUGAGUAAACAACAAACUGAAGUAACCGCGAUUUCCUCCUAUCGCUGAUUGGUGGUUGGAAACAAAAACGGAGGCUACGCCUAUUAAAGAUGACGCACACGACGUAACGCGGAAGUAACGACGCGAACGUCGUCUGCUGAAGACACCGAAGCUUCGCCGUCAAAUAAGGUAACCAAUGUUAAAUUCUAGUUGAGAGCGAAGGGUCGUCAUCAUGGACCUUUAAGAGCGUUCGCGACCGCCAUGGAAGCUCCAGUCGCAGCCGGCCCUCCUCCCAACUCUUCCACGCUGCCCGCCCCUCUGCCCCUGCGUCCGGCUCUGGCCCCUUCAGUCCAGCUCGGCUUCACCGCCCUUUACACCACGCUGUACGGCGGUCUCUUCCUGGUUGUGUACGCCCAGCUCUGGCUUCUUUAUCUCUACAAACACAAACGAUGGAGCUAUCAGAGCAUCUUUCUCUUCCUCUGCCUGCUUUGGGCCGCCCUACGCACCACCUUGUUUUCAUUUUACUUUCGGAACGCACUGGAGGCCAACCACCUCCCUGUGGUGGUCUACUGGCUGCUCUACUGCUUCCCUGUCUGCUUGCAGUUUUUUACUCUGGGCCUUAUCAACUUGUACUUCACUCAGGUGCUACUUAAAGCCAGAGAGACUUACAGCUCAGAUGUGGAAAAACUGCUGUGCACUGCCCGCUGCAUGUACGGGGCGCUGAACGCUAUCUUUUUCUGCGUCAACGUGGCCUGCGCGGCUCUCGGAGGCCGCGGUGAUAGCGCAGAGCCGGGGGAGCGGACCUGGACCCUGGUCCUGGUCCGAGUGCUCGUCAACGACUUGUUGUUCAUCCUGGACGCGGUGUUGCUCGCCGCCUUGCUGCUGCUUCUGACGCGGCACUCUCACUCCACCGGCCCUUACCUGACCAGCAAGGGGACCACAGUGUGUCGCACAGGAGUGCUCGGCGCCACAGUCAUCUUGCUGUUUGCCAGCCGAGCUUGCUACAACCUGAGCGCCCUGGUUCUGUCUCAGAACCACCAUGUUGAGUCUUUUGACUUUGACUGGUAUAACGUCUCUGACCAGGCUGACCUACGUAAUGAAUUAGGUGACAGGGGCUAUCUGGCCUUUGGCGCCAUCCUCUUCAUAUGGGAGCUACUACCAACCAGUCUGCUCAUCCUCAUCUUCAGAGUUCGCCGGCCUACUCAAGAGGUCAGCAACUUGACCGUCAACAACAGGGUCCUAUCUCGUCCUUAUUUCUUCGAUGACCCUCAAGGCAGCGAUGAGGAAGUAGCCGCUCCGUGGACUUCGACCUACCAGCCUCACUCAAGCUGGUACGGAUCAGAGACCACGCCUCUCCUGUUUGCUACCAACCCCCCAGACCAGAAUCACCAGCACCACUCUUUCUACUCCACCCCCCAAAACUGACGGCUGAACGUGGUCGUGGGUCAUGGCGUUCAUCUCAAGGCAAAAAAACAAAACAAAAAACAGCUUGCUAGCCAGUAGAACCUCAGUCUAUGUAUUAUUAGUGUAUUUUUGCACUGAAAACCUCAGGAAUUGUCACCAAACAUUUAAUACGCACCUUCUAGUGUUUUUACCUUUAAGAUAUAUUGUUGUCGUCUCGCAAAGGGAAGCGACUUGUCAUUGGGAAGACGUAGAUUGCCAAACAUUGAGACAGACAAGGUUAAAUUUGGGUUUAACUGCAUUUUGUCACUUUUUUAAAGAGGACAAUCUACUAUUAAAGUGGUUAAACACUGUGAAUGAGCUCUUACAAUUCCUUGAAAACAUUAACAUUCAAAUACAUUCCUUUUUAAUAGAAUGUAUUUAAGAGUGGGAUAGCCUGUCAUAACAGAAUGGAAAUGCAUCCACCAGUGGAAGAUUUUCAUUGUUACUGCACUCUUCCAUCCCACAGUAAUAUUUAUUUUGUGAUUUCCCUGUAUUUUGAUGACAUUUGUAACUUAAUUGUAUUUACAGUUUGGCUGAGAAUUAUAGACCGUACUUUUACAUGCAGCUUUGACUUUAUCACAUUUACUGUUAAAAAAAAGAUUGUCCAGCCUGUUGCCAAGAGCAUGUCUGAACUUUAAGCUACAUGAAAAAGGAGUUCUAUUCUUGAGUGCUGAUUAAUCUGAACAACUAGUAGUAAUUCUAUGAAAAUGCAAUUUUUUCAUCACUUCAUAGAUACUUGACAAGCAACCCCCCCCCCCCAAUCCCUUAUAUUUAAAUUGCAAAUUAGUAUAUUUGCUUUUCACUUUUUCUAAGCUUCUGAUUUCAAACUAUGCUAAAAAUGUGAAAUGCAGGGCCAAUUGUGUAAAAUGUAUAUCCAUUUUUUGUACAGCUUUAUGCAUUUUUGUUUUUCGUUCAUAAAGUCCCUCUGAGGGAUACUACAACUAUGAUGUGUUCCAAAUGCCAUAACAGUAAACGCUUUCAUUCUCAUUUUAUUGAUAAACUUCCUAGAAUUAGUUUUAAACACAGCCUGAAAGAAAAUGUUGCAGUUUUUCCUUUAUGUACAGAUCACCUUAAUAAAACUCUAUACAGUAUGUA